UAAAGUAUUUGGACAAGUUUGAGGGAAAAAUAAUGCCUAUACGGUACAUGUGAGGUGUGCUCGUUUAUUGUUUUGGACGUUUAGCAUCAUCAAUGGCAUGAGCAUCCCCACUCAUUUAUGUUGCAAUGCAUUCUUCUAUCAUUGUCAAAGGCAGCCAUUGCGUUAAUAAAAUCACACCCAAUCGCCCACCCUCGUUUCACAACCAUCACUUAUCUUAUCCACACUCAGGUUUGCAGUUGUUUACUCUGCAUCUACAGCUCAAUUAGGUGCGCUUCCUUCAUUGGCCGCAAGACGCAAAGGGGCGCGGUUUCAAUGCCUAGCCACACCUCUUGCGCUGGCCUGGGUGACAAGAGGGAAAAAGACAACUCAGGAGCGCACUGGCCUUCAGUCACUACACACUGGUGGAAAAAUAUGAUCCCGAGAAGAGCUCAUCCUGCGCUCCGAUUUUCAAGCCAACACUUCCACAGCGACUAAACAGCUCACUCUGGUCGCUGUUCAAAUAUUUUUUUCCCUGCUUCUAUUUUUUUUUCUUUUCCUCCUGUCACUUUGCACCAGAAUGUGCGUGGAAGGUGAUGGAUGCGAGCUGGAAAGCUGCGGCAAUUUGGACGAGGUGCGCACGCUUUCGGGCAGCAUGAGCCCCACGCUCAAAUCCAACCCGGACCUCCACGCCUGCAAACCCGGGCAGAAAUUUCACGCCGCGCUGCUCCGAUGCCGCACGCCGGGCGUUGCUGCCGGGAUCCUCACUUUCGGGAACGUCCUCAAUUACAUGGACAGAUGCACAGUAGCCGGUGUGGCGCAAGAUAUUCAGAAGCAAUUCGCCGUGUCAGACAGCAUCGUUGCCUUGCUGCAAACAGUGUUCAUCUGCAGCUUCAUGGUGGCAGCUCCCAUUUUCGGUUACUUGGGCGACCGCUUCAACAGGAAGACCAUCCUUAGCUGCGGCAUUUUCUUAUGGUCCACCGUUACGCUCUUGAGCUCCUUCAUCAGCGACGAGUACUACUGGCUGUUUGUGCUCUCGCGUGGACUGGUGGGCAUCGGAGAGUCCAGCUACUCCUCCAUCUCCCCCACCAUCAUAGGAGACUUGUUCACUAAUGACAAGCGCACCAUGAUGCUCUCUUUCUUUUACCUGGCCAUUCCCUUGGGAAGCGGAUUGGGUUACAUCCUGGGCACCGGCGCCAAGUUAGCUGCAGGAGACUGGCACUGGGCACUGAGGAUUUCUCCCGUUCUGGGGAUCACUGCUGCAACCCUGAUCAUGCUCUUUGUGCCUGAGCCAAAGAGAGGAAGUGCCGACCAGAAGGGAGGACGCAUCAAGUCCCGCACGUCGUGGCUGUGCGACAUGAAGACGCUGGCUAAAAAUCGGAGCUACGUGUUUUCAUCCCUGGCGUCUGCCGCCGUGUCCUUCACAACGGGUGCAUUUGGGAUUUGGAUUCCUAUCUACCUUGCCAGAGCUGCGGUGGUGCAAAAGACCGCAGAGCCUUGCGGGACCAAAGAGAUCUGCAGCAGCAAAGAGAGUCUUGUCUUUGGGGCGAUCACAUGCAUUACGGGCCUGCUGGGCGUGCUCAUUGGGGCUGCCACUACACGUCUCUGCCGGAAGAAGACAGUGCGAGCGGACCCCCUCGUGUGCGCAGUUAGCAUGCUAGGCUCGGCCAUCUUUAUCUGCCUCAUUUUUGUCGUGGCAAAGAAGAGCAUCACAGGAGCUUAUAUCUGCAUCUUCAUAGGAGAGACACUGCUCUUCCUCAACUGGGCCAUAACGGCCGACAUUUUGAUGUUUGUGGUGAUUCCCACGCGGAGAGCAACAGCAGUGGCGUUCCAGAGCUUCACCUCUCACCUACUGGGUGAUGCAGGAAGUCCAUACCUAAUAGGCCUGAUCUCUGACAGCCUUCGUCAGAGCUACGCGACGUCGGCGCUAUGGAAGUUCCUCAGUCUGGGCUACGCCCUCAUGCUGUGCCCCUUCAUCAUCGUCCUGGGGGGCAUGUUCUUCCUGGCCACGGCGCUCUUCUUCCUGGAUGAUCGGGAGAAGGCUCAGAAUCAGUUGAGUCAACUCUCUCGACCCUCCACUUCAGUCAAGGUGUGAUCAGGUGGCAGCCGAGCAAAGAAGCGACAGCCGGGAUGACAAAGUGGCAGCGGAUUUCCACUGCCACGCCACUUGACACACCAACGGAACUGCUUCUUAAUUGGACACAAGGGCGCGUCUUGCCCCUCCUCGGAGACGCCUCUGAAAUCGCGAGCUUGUGAGAAGCCUGCCGACUUGACAGCUCGUGUCCUCCUCACCUCUUGUCUCGGAGGAUCCACCCAACUUUCAUUUCGGAGAAAGCGAAGGUGACCUCUGACAUCUCCUGGUGCCAUACUACUGAAUGCUGACCACGAACCUGCCCUGUCUGUCUUUGCCUGUCUGUCUGCGUGUCUGCUUGUCCGUCAGUCGUCGGCUGUCAAUCUGCACCAAGUGCCAUAGUGUCAUUACAUUCCUUCAGACUUUGCACUGACCACCUUCAUGACAUCACCGCUAUGUUUACAUUAGUGUUGCACCGAUAUCGAUCGGUACCGAUAUGGCACUAAAAUGAUGUCAUCUGGGUGUACUAGUAAACAACGUCCCGAUGCUGCGCAAUAUCUACUUUUUGAGCUCUAGUUUCAAUUCCCGCCAUGGCCACCAGCUUGUUACCCUACCCAAGCAUGGGUGUCCAGUCAUGUGGCGUCCAACGAUCGUUCUGAUGUGAAUUAAAAUUAGUGAUAAACUCAUUGAAAUUCACAGCAGAGGACUAUUGGAUGCCACACCGUUGGAUGUCUAUUCUCAUUUUUUGAAGACCAACAAACGCUGCUUUAUUUUAUAGAGGCAUGCGUAGCUGGCGGCCAACUUGGGUAGGUCGACCAGCAGCAGCAUCGGCAAUUAUUACUUAGGACUCGCCGAUACGGAUGACGUCAUUUUAUUGCCGUAUCAGUACCGAUACUCGUAUCAGUAUCAGUGCAAUACUAAGCGCUAUACAGCCUUUCAAACAAAAGGUUAACAAUUAUUUGUGAACUGUACUCCUGUUAACAGACCAAAGCUGAAAAGGUCAUGGCAGAGUGACAAAAAAAAAAAAAUGCUGCGAUGUUCGUGUCAUCUCGGGACAAAUGCAAAGUUGCGUUUACCUGCCGCGAUCUCAUUACGGGCCAGGCUUUGCCGUGUGUGUGAACAUAGUCUUCAUCGGAGAGCCAAAAAGUGUUAGCGCGCACGGGUCAGCGAAUCAGCCUUAAAGCGCUCGUGUCCGCAGAGCAAGCCAGCUGUUUCCGACGAGCCUCGUACGUGUAUCCUUUUUAGCGAUGAGCACUUAAAUCGGCGUCUACCAGAAAACGACUGGGUUGGGAGAACGUUCUGCAAGCUAUUUUUCUGCGAUGUUGAUUUAUUUUUCUUUUUUUAUGUGAGUUAUGUGUUAAAAGAGGUUACUGCCUGUGAUUGUUUCAGAAGAAUCAAAAUGAUUUCAAUCUGGGUGGUUUUGAACAAAAAAUAUACAUAUAAAAAGGGACACUGGAUUAUAUAAUUUAUAAUUUAUAGUAUGUAUAUAUGCUUUUUCCCCAAAUAUAAAUGACAUUUUAUUAUUGUGUUUUGGGGAUGUAUAAAGGGAAUACUUUUUUUUUUCUUUUGGGGAAGUUUUUUCUCCACACUGCCUUAUCAGUGAGCUUGCUUUUUCUCACUCUCUGAUGCUUGGUUUAGAAUUUCUUGGUUUGGAAUACCCUCACAGAGGAUCUUUUUUAAGAUUGAGUCCAGUCCAGCCUACACAGGAUGGAAUAACAUCCAGCCACUGUUAGUGAUGAGCGAUAUGGCCUAAAUGUCCAAUUUGUUCACAAAAAUUAGCAAUUUGUUCCAAUUGUAUUGUUUCGAGACAAUAAAAACAAGAGACAGAAACUGGCAGGGAAACCGGGAGGGGUGAAUUUGCAAUCAAAAUGAAUUGCACGCCUAGCGCCAUCAAUGGUGCUGAAAGAUAAGCAUUCACAGUUGAUGUUUUAAUAAUUUAUCAUUUUAUUUAUUCAUAAAAUAUAUAAAUAAAACAAUGGUUAAGAAUAAAAAAUAUAGUAUAUAUAAUUAUUAUUGAGAUCUGGGGACCACGUAUGUAAACAUCACUUGUAUAGCAAAUGUUAAUAUUGUGGCCUAAAUGACCCAAAAUUUGAUGUCCUCAUACCUGGACUCCAGAUCUUCAACGGGUUGUUUUAAUUUCUUUAAAUUAACAAAAAUAUGUCACUUGCCCUGAAAAAGUUUUUUUUUUUUUUUUUUAAAUCAGAUUGACGUUGAACAAAAUUAACUUAAAUAAAAUGCAAAACAUUCGUUCAUUCAGCUUAAACAUUUUUACAGAAGAUACAAUUUUCCCCCGAAAUCCUAAAGCCACUAAUACAAGUUAAGUUUUGAGGCAGAUGCAUGGCAUGCAAGAGAAAUCAAUAGGCACUUUUCAGGUUUGCAAGGGAACAUAUGUAAUGUGGACGUGUUGACCUCAUGUAGAAAUAAAAGGGAUGUUGCAGGAGUCUUUAGCUGUGUCCAUUCAGAGCCUGUACGCUUCUGGACGUGAUUGACGGAGGAUCCUCCUCCCUGGUGUUUUUUCUGGUUGCGUAAAAAUGAAAUUCAUUGUCAUUUAGAUCAAUAAAAUAUCAUAAAACAAUGCAAACAUAUGAAACAAGUUCUGAACUGCCAACAUUUUAGAGUGCCAAGCGAAUCAUUGUCACCAUUGGUACUUAGUAAUGGUUAGCUUGAUGCUAUAAAAAUGUUUGCGGUUAAGUUCUUGCAUCAUAAGUUUGUUAUUUCAUUAUAUUGGAUGAUUAGCUGCGUGGAGCUCACUGAAUGUGAUUGUGUCCGACCUGAUGCAUUUGUACAUGCGCGUCCUCUUAAUAAUCGAACCAUUUUGCACAUUUAAUGUUCAGGGAUUUAUUUGAACAAUAGCGUAGCACCAAUGUCUCCGUUCCAUCGUUUCACGCUCUCGCGGAGGCAUGAAUUGAUUUGCCAAAUUUAGUCCAUCUAGCACCGAUCCUUCAGUAUCUGUCGUAUCUAGCAAAUCUGUGUAAAUCAUCCUUGUGGUGAUGUGUUGAGAAUGCUCUAUUUCUUGUUGUACAAGAAUCCUGUAUAUAAAGAAACCUGUUCUAUUUCUGAUGUUUUACAGAAAAUGAGGUUUCAUUUUAUUUUCAGGCAGGUUUACCCAAGAGCAGUGUGAAAUGAUAUUAUUCUAGAACUGAACUGUGAUGCUCCCGUCAGGGGUUGAUAGAAUAUGUACACAACUACACAUGAUGUAAUUCAAAUAAACCUACAGUAUUUAAUCACCUA
This is a messenger RNA of Corythoichthys intestinalis (scribbled pipefish), 5278 nucleotides long. It is a transcript of the gene spns2, whose product is annotated as SPNS lysolipid transporter 2, sphingosine-1-phosphate. The record is from RefSeq and is a predicted model, not a curated record. The coding region runs from base 557 to 2071 and encodes 504 amino acids. The transcript has 13 exons. Lineage: Eukaryota; Metazoa; Chordata; Actinopteri; Syngnathiformes; Syngnathidae. Gene Ontology annotation, molecular function: sphingolipid intramembrane carrier activity; transmembrane transporter activity. Gene Ontology annotation, cellular component: membrane. Gene Ontology annotation, biological process: sphingosine-1-phosphate receptor signaling pathway; lipid transport; transmembrane transport.